Symbiodinium necroappetens is the source of this 1146-nucleotide messenger RNA. The record is from the annotation of a GenBank genome assembly. NCBI's taxonomy places the organism in Eukaryota, Dinophyceae, Suessiales, Symbiodiniaceae.
GCUGCACGGCUCCUGUUGGACAGCUUCUCUGUGCGACAAAUUUGCGAGGCCUUGGCAUCGGCCACGUCAGAUGAUGUGGAGCCCCUUGUACUGGCUUUGGAAGGCCUUACCGAAUUUGACGAGGUCCGACCCAUGUUUCUCGAAGCGGACGUCAACGCCUUCUUGCAACAGGGAGCAACUGCGGCAGAUCCUCGUUUACGCUCCAUGGUGGCGAAGUUGGUGUGUCGGCUUGCCACUCACGGGGAAGCAACGCUGGAAAGACUGCUGGAGGCAAAUAUGCUGAAUCUGUGUGAGCCGUUGCUUCUGGAUGAGGAUACUGGUGUAGCAGAAGCUGCUGCACGAGCAGUUUGUGCAGCUGCGAAGUUUCCUGCCGGGCGGCAAGCUGUCAUCGGUGGUGGGUUUGCAGGUUCCAGCCUGCUGGAGUCCUUCCAGUCACGGCUGCCUGAGCUGUCGGAUGUGCAGCGGAUUCGCGUCCUUGCAUUGUUUGUGGAGCUGGGCCGCGUUGCCGACGAGGCGUUUGCUGCGCUGGAAUCCCGCAAGGCGCUGGACCAGGUCCUCCAUUCUUUCUUGACGGACGACUUGCUCCUGAAGCUUAACGCUGUGGAACUUAUGGAUGCGCUGGGGUCCUACGAGCGCGGGCAGGAUUUUUUGGCCAGGGCCAAUGUGCCGGACAAGUUGGCGAAGGAUUUAGCAGAUCCGUAUUGUGAUCCUUCGGUGAGACUCUGCGUGACACGCCUGCUUGGGUUUAUCGCAGGACGAAGCGCUGCAUCGGCAAAACUUCUUCUCAGUAGUCACGAGGCACCGUUUCCACAGUCGAUUGCUGGCAUGCUCGACAGCCGAGACGUUUCGGAGAGGCUUUGUGCCAUCAAUGCUUGGGCUACCGCUUCGCUGCAGUCUGAGGGCCUCAGCUUCUUCCUGAGGUGGACGCCGUUGCUGCAGGAGAUGGUGUCACUCGUCAGCGCAACGCAGAAUGAAGUGGCCAAGGCGGCCAUGGAUGCCUGGGCCGCGAUUCUGCAGGAUCGACCGCCUGUCACUGAUAGCAUUGAUGAGGCUCGGCUUCCGGUACCGGGAGAGGCAUCAGUAUCAGCUUCACCCAGCUCGGGCCGCGUGGAACUCCUCAGAGAGCUUCGUAGCUUCUUGGCCUGA